Messenger RNA from Apaloderma vittatum (bar-tailed trogon), 1464 nucleotides. It is a transcript of the gene GPBP1, whose product is annotated as GC-rich promoter binding protein 1. The coding region runs from base 1 to 1464 and encodes 487 amino acids. The record is from RefSeq and is a predicted model, not a curated record. Gene Ontology annotation, biological process: DNA-templated transcription; positive regulation of DNA-templated transcription. NCBI's taxonomy places the organism in Eukaryota, Metazoa, Chordata, Aves, Trogoniformes, Trogonidae. Gene Ontology annotation, cellular component: nucleus. The transcript has 10 exons. Gene Ontology annotation, molecular function: RNA binding; DNA binding.
AUGGCGCAGCAUGACUUUGCUCCAGCCUGGCUUAAUUUUCCUACUCCACCGUCAUCAACAAAGUCAUCACGGAACUUCGAUAGGAAUCCAGAAAAUUUUUUGUGGACAGAGAAUCGUUAUGAAGCAAAUCGCAGAAGAUACAACUCCUCAGAUGGGUUUGAUCCUAACAUUGGACGGUUUAAUGGAGGGUAUUUUGGGAGAAAAGAGAAGAAUGGUUGGCGUUCACAAGGCAGAAGUUACCCAGAAAGUAUGAACCACCGUGGGGGAUUCUAUGGCAGAGGUUCCCGUGCUCGUGCAAGCACUUUCCACUGUGGAAGAGGCCAAGGACUGCGUGAAAACAACGUACCUGAUAAUGAAACUGUGAGACGGGAAGACAAAGAAGUAUCCAGACACUUCAAGGCUGAGGAUUUUCCGUCUUUGAACCCUCAGUAUGAGAGGGAACCAAACCAGAAUAAAUCUUUAGCUGCAGGUGUAUGGGGUGUAUACUCAUCCACACAUACAUAUGUACACUUCUCUUUUUUUCCAGAGUAUCCUCUGAAUCCUAAAUCUAGAUCUCAGAGAAUGCUGGUCAUUAAAAAGGGCAGUGCAAAAGAACUGCAAAUAUCUGGAUUCCCAGUAGUAGGAGGUCUUCAUUCACAACCAGUAAGGAAUAGAACUGGCACAAGCUUUUAUAAAGGAUUAGUCCCUACACCUGUCGCUCCACCCACAAAGCCUACACAAUGGAAAAGCCAAGAAAAAGAAAUUAAAUUUGCGAAUCAAUUUCCUCACCAAUCUGCAUAUGGUGUUGGCAGUUUCAGUCCUUUCAGAUCUACUGCCAAGGCAUUUUCUGUAUCACAAAGUUCAGUGAAUGAGGUAAAUUGGUCAAAAUCUUCAUCCCCUGUUGACAAAGUUGGUCAGCCUCGUUUAACAAAAUUGACAAGAAUGCGGACUGAUAAGAAGAGUGAAUUUCUGAAAGCAUUGAAACAAGACAGAGUGGAAGAGGAACAUAAAGAUGAGAAUCAUGUUGGGCAAGAGAAGAGCGUUGAGUCCUUUAACUUGAAUAACAGCAACAGUCCUCAUCAUGAGAGAGAUAUAAACCAAAACUUUGAAAAUGAAAUUCCACAGGAGAAUGGCAGUGCUUCAGUUGCAUCUCAACAGCACAUUCAGUCUUCACCUUUCCCUCGGGCAGAUGUUCUUUCAAGCUCACUUGAGGCAGAGCAUAGGUUAUUAAAGGAGAUGGGCUGGCAGGAAGACAACGAAAAUGAUGAAUCAUAUGCCCCACUAACAGAGGAUGAAAUGAGAGAAUUCAGAGCGAUUAGAGAACAGCUACAAAAGAAUGGACUAAGAAGAAACGGCAUUUUGAAAAAUGGCCUCAUCUAUGGUUUUAAAUUUAGCCCCUGGAAAAACAGCACUUUCAAACCUGCUCUGGAUAAUGAGGACUCUGAGACGAGCAGUAGUGAUACAUCAGAUGAUGAUGAUGUGUGA